Molecule: messenger RNA, 3845 nt
Organism: Heterocephalus glaber (naked mole-rat)
Lineage: Eukaryota; Metazoa; Chordata; Mammalia; Rodentia; Bathyergidae
Gene: Gabrg3
Product: gamma-aminobutyric acid type A receptor subunit gamma3
Biological process (GO): gamma-aminobutyric acid signaling pathway; chloride transport; monoatomic ion transmembrane transport
Cellular component (GO): membrane
Molecular function (GO): GABA-A receptor activity; extracellular ligand-gated monoatomic ion channel activity
Source: RefSeq, a predicted model, not a curated record
CACUCUGAGUCCAUUCAGACCUCGGCGCGGCCCAGCGCUCUCUGUCGCGCGUGGGAUCCGAGACUCCUCCCCGCCAGGACGCCCCGCUGUUGUCGCGGAUCCGCGCCUUCAGCCCCCACCUGCCGGCUCCGCUCUGCGGAUCGGGAACCCCAAGCCCGCCUCCUCCGCCCCGGCCGCGCGGAGCCGCGCAGAGCGUGGGGAACCGCAGGCGCCGCCGUCGGGGGCUCCGUGGCCUCCAGCCGCUCUGCGCUGCGGCCAGCGGCGGCCGAUUGAGCUGUGUGGCGCGGAGCGGGGGACGAGGCCCGCGCCCGAGGUCGCCGCGCGGGCUCCAGGACCAUGGCCCCGAAGCUGCUGCUCCUGCUCUGCCUCCUCUCGGGCUUGCACGCGCGGUCCAGAAAAGUGGAAGAGGAUGAAUUUGAAGAUUCUUCAUCAAACCAAAAAUGGGUCUUAGCUCCAAAAUCUCAAGACACUGAUGUGACUCUCAUUCUCAACAAAUUGCUAAGAGAAUAUGAUAAAAAGCUGCGGCCAGAUAUUGGAAUAAAACCAACUGUAAUUGAUGUCGACAUUUACGUUAACAGCAUUGGUCCUGUGUCAUCAAUAAACAUGGAAUACCAAAUCGAUAUAUUUUUUGCUCAGACCUGGACAGACAGCCGCCUUCGAUUCAACAGCACCAUGAAAAUACUUACUCUGAACAGUAACAUGGUGGGACUGAUAUGGAUCCCAGACACCAUCUUUCGCAACUCUAAGACAGCAGAGGCUCACUGGAUCACCACGCCCAACCAGCUCCUCCGAAUCUGGAAUGAUGGGAAAAUUCUUUACACUUUAAGGCUCACCAUCAAUGCGGAGUGCCAGCUGCAGCUGCACAACUUCCCCAUGGAUGAGCACUCCUGCCCGCUGAUCUUCUCCAGCUAUGGCUACCCCAAAGAAGAAAUGAUUUAUAGAUGGAGAAAAAAUUCAGUUGAGGCAGCUGAUCAGAAAUCUUGGCGGCUCUAUCAGUUUGACUUCAUGGGCCUCAGAAACACCACAGAAAUCGUGACAACAUCUGCAGGUGACUACGUUGUCAUGACUAUCUAUUUUGAGUUAAGUAGAAGAAUGGGUUACUUCACUAUUCAGACAUACAUCCCCUGUAUACUCACUGUGGUUUUAUCCUGGGUGUCAUUUUGGAUCAAAAAAGAUGCUACACCGGCAAGAACUGCAUUAGGCAUCACCACGGUGCUGACCAUGACGACGCUCAGCACCAUUGCCAGGAACUCGCUGCCCCGAGUGUCCUACGUGACUGCCAUGGACCUCUUCGUGACCGUGUGCUUCCUGUUCGUCUUUGCUGCUCUGAUGGAGUACGCCACCCUCAACUACUACUCGGGCUGCAGAAAACCAGCCGCCACCAAGAACACAAGGCCGAACUAUUCUCUCCUGGAUAUGAGGCCGCCACCACCUGCCAUGAUCUCUUUAAACAACUCUGUGUACUGGCAGGAGUUCGAAGACUCCUGUGUGUACGAGUGUCUGGAUGGCAAAGACUGUCAGAGCUACUUCUGCUGCUACGAAGAGUGCAAGUCAGGGUCUUGGAGAAAAGGGCGGAUCCACAUAGACAUCUCAGAGCUGGACUCGUACUCCCGGGUCUUCUUCCCCACAUCAUUCCUGCUCUUUAACUUGGUCUAUUGGGUUGGAUACUUGUAUCUCUAAGUGCUGCCCAUAGUGACGAGUGAAGAGCUCUUGGUUCACAUUCUUUACCUUCGUCAUCCCCAAGACUAGUAGCGAUCAAUCCGGAGUCUCAGAGAAGAGCACUGCUUGGUUUAUCUUAAGUUAUAAAUUACUUUUCAGCAGCACAGGAUGUAUCUGGCAGAUAUUCCUAAUAUAUAUCACACACACACACAGACACACACUGAAUUUAACCAAAUUUUAAAGUGGUAUUCUUGCUAAUCCUAUUGAGUCUAUAGCUUGGUGAUGUUUUUUAAUGGUUUUCAGUACUGGAAACAGCUGCCAAUUACCCUUGCAAAGAAAUCUAAAAAACAGGCAAGCAGCUAUGUGAGCGGCUCUCCUGGGCCUGCCCGAUCUCUCUCUCCUUCACGGUCCUUGGCACCAGCACUCACCUGAAUGAAGCGCUCCUGGCAGACAUGCCCUCACAUCAGUCCCAGCCCUGUGCACAAGGCGCUGAGUUCCAGUCCCGUCUGCAGUCAGUACUGGGGCCCAUUUCCUCUCUCUGCAGCCUCUUCUGCUCUGGCACCGGUGUUAGCUGUCCUUUCUUGAUCCAACAACUCACUGUAGGCCUGGGAAGAGUGCGCACAGGUCUACAAGUUUUCGUUUGAGGAAAAAAUUCUAGUGUUGCUAAAGUCAAAGGUGUUGAUUAUCCAUGAAUAUUAGGAGGUAAUUACUUAAUUCCAAGCUACCAAGAGUCAACAGGACUUGAAUGUUGGGUUCUUGGACUAGUUCAACUUUAAUUCAACAUUUCCCCUUAAGAGAUAUGUUCUACCAGACCAAAGCUCAACCCCAAAGUAUGUGUCUGGCUUAUGUUGUUAUUAUGGUUCAAAAAUUACUUUCAUCCAGAAAAGAGAGACAUAGCAUGCAUAAGCCUUUGCUUUGAAAUCAUAUUCCAGAGUAUGCAAGAAAUGUAGGUAGAAUUUCAAAAAUUUAAUGAAUAUUGAUUUUUAAAUUAAACCAAUUUUAGAUGCAAACAAUGAGUAAUGGCUGUCACCAGUUAUACAUUUUGAUGAGCAAAAAUCAUUUUGUACUUUCAAGUGUGGAUAUAUAGCAAAAUCCCAAAGAAAAAAUUCCCCAAUCAAUAUACUUUUGAUAUUUUUAUAAUACAGAUCCAAUUUGCUUCCUGAUAUUAAUUCUUUGUUAUAACUGGAGGCCAAUAUGUACUUUAUAUGAAUCUUUUGAAGCUUCUUUUGCGCAGCGGGGGGGAAAGUCCUACCGGUUAGUUAAUAAUGCUCUGGCUUUAUUAAAAUUUUAGUAUUAGCAUUUCUUUGCUCCCCAGUUGUCUCACCAGGAAACUGAAUUGAUUAUAUUGAAAAUAUUCAUUUUUCAGUUAUCUGUUGUGCAUACUAACAUUACUAAAAUAAGUAAAACAUUAUGCAGAGAAAGUUUCUAAAAGCACUGAUUCACACAAUUACCAGAGGAGAGGAUGAGAGCGGAAGAGACCAGGAAAACUGAUAUUAAAUAGGUCGCUUAUUAUUAACGUUUUAACAUUGCUGCAUAUCAAGUGAAUGAGAAAAAACUGGUACACCACCACCCAAAUUUCAAGGAUCAGAUUUACACAGUGGGAUAUCUAAUCCCAUUGUUUUUCUUUCUGCCAACUGUGUCUUUUGGUUUGAUAGUUGCUACACAAGCCACAAGCCAAUUGGCUGUACCUAGCAAAUUUAAUUUAAAAACUAAAAUAAUACUUGUGCAGAAAUAAGUUGAAAAAGAAUGGCUUAAAUGAAAUGUCUCCUCUCCUGGAGAGUUUCAGGGUUAGUAUCCUAGUCUGUUCCUCAAGCGUGAUGGAGCCAGCCCCCUGUGCAGACCCCCAGAGGGUAACCCAUCACACCAUAGCUCCAAGCCCAGAGCCCAGUGGCACAGACACAGUUUCCGGCACUGUACAUUUAUACUUUCUAUAGUAUGAAGAAUUUUAACCUGUUACAUCUUCAAGUAAGUUCAGAAAAAAAUCUUCUAGUAAAAUUCUUCUUGAGAGGAAAAUAACUUAAAGGCAUUUUUAUAGCAUAGAUUUGGUUGCAUGUUACCUUGAAAACAAUUUGGCAGAUGCCUUUUAUUUGAGAACUUCUCUCUAUUUGUAAGUCAUUAACAAUUCACAUGUAACUUUGGGAAGGGAUGGAUAGAGGGAAAUAUACCAAGAGCCUCUGUUUUCUGAA